AUGAUUGGUCUUGCAGCCAACAACUUCACAAACAACAUCAGCAACCACUUCAGCCACUACAUCUGCAACAACAUCAGCUACCAAUUCAGCCACUACGUCUCCAACGACAUCAGCGACCACAUCAGCUACUACUUCAGCCACUACUUCAGCCACAACGUCGGCUACAACGUCCAUCACAACUACAACAACCUCUGCAACUACGUCACCUACUACGUCUGCAACUACAUCUGCCACAACGUCACUCACCACUUCAGCAACAACAUCAGCUACCACUUCAGCUACAACCUCUGCGACAAUCUCUCCAACAACAUCAGCUACCACUUCAGCUACAACCUCAGCCACUACUUCUGCAACUACAUCUGCAACAACAUCAGCCACUACUUCCGCCACUUCUUCAGCCACAACGUCGGCUACAACGUCCAUCACAACUACAACAACCUCUGCAACUACGUCACCUACUACGUCUGCAACUACAUCUGCGACAACGUCAGUAACCACUUCAGCUACAACAUCAGCUACCACUUCAGCUACAACCUCUGCGACAACCUCUCCAACAACAUCAGCAACCACUUCAGCUACCACUUCAGCCACUACUUCUGCAACUACAUCAGCGACAACGUCAGCCACUACAACAACCUCUGCAACUACGUCACCUACUACGUCUGCAACAACAUCAGCCACUACGUCUGCAACGACAUCAGCGACCACAUCAGCUACUACUUCCGCCACUACUUCAGCCACAACGUCGGCUUCAACGUCCAUCACAACUUCAACAACCUCUGCAACUACGUCACCUACUACGUCUGCAACUACAUCAGCCACAACGUCACUCACCACUUCAGCAACAACAUCAGCUACCACUUCAGCUACAACCUCUGCGACAAUCUCUCCAACAACAUCAGCUACCACUUCAGCUACAACCUCAGCCACUACUUCUGCAACUACAUCUGCAACAACAUCAGCCACUACGUCUACAACGACAUCACCGACCACAUCAGCUACUACUUCCGCCACUACUUCAGCCACAACGUCGGCUACAACGUCCAUCACAACUACAACAACCUCUGCAACUACGUCACCUACUACGUCUGCAACUACAUCUGCCACAACGUCAGUAACCACGUCAGCAACAACAUCAGCUACCACUUCAGCUACAACCUCUGCGACAACCUCUCCAACAACAUCAGCAACCACUUCAGCCACUACUUCUGCAACUACAUCUGCAACAACGUCAGCCACUACAACAACCUCUGCAACUACGUCACCUACUACGUCUGCAACAACAUCAGCGACUACGUCUGCAACGACAUCACCGACCACAUCAGCUACUACUUCAGCCACAACGUCGGCUACAACGUCCAUCACAACUACAACAACCUCUGCAACUACGUCACCUACUACGUCUGCAACUACAUCUGCCACAACGUCAGUAACCACUUCAGCAACAACAUCAGCUACCACUUCAGCUACAACCUCUGCGACAACCUCUCCAACAACAUCAGCAACCACCUCAGCUACCACUUCAGCCACUACUUCUGCAACUACAUCUGCAACAACGUCAGCCACUACAACAACCUCUGCAACUACGUCACCUACUACGUCUGCAACAACAUCAGCCACUACGUCUGCAACGACAUCAGCGACCACAUCAGCUACUACUUCAGCCACAACGUCGGCUACAACGUCCAUCACAACUACAACUACCUCUGCAACUACGUCACCUACUACGUCUGCAACUACAUCUGCCACAACGUCAGUAACCACUUCAGCAACAACAUCAGCUACUACUUCAGCUACAACCUCUGCGACCACCUCUCCAACAACAUCAGCAACCACUUCAGCCACUACUUCUGCAACUUCAUCUGCAACAACGUCAGCUACUACAACUACCUCUGCAACUACGUCACCUACUACGUCUGCAACAACAUCAGCCACUACGUCUGCAACGACAUCACCGACCACAUCAGCUACUACUUCAGCCACUACUUCAUCCACAACGUCGGCUCCAACGUCCAUCACAACUACAACAACCUCUGCAACUACGUCACCUACUACGUCUGCAACAACAUCAGCCACUACGUCUGCAACGACAUCAGCGACCACAUCAGCUACUACUUCAGCCACUACUUCAGCCACAACGUCGGCUACAACGUCCAUCACAACUACAACAACCUCUGCAAUUACGUCACCUACUACGUCUGCAACAACAUCAGCCACUACGUCUGCAACGACAUCAGCGACCACAUCAGCUACUACUUCAGCCACAACGUCGGCUACAACGUCCAUCACAACUACAACAACCUCUGCAACUACGUCACCUACUACGUCUGCAACAACAUCUGCCACAACGUCAGUAACCACUUCAGCAACAACAUCAGCUACCACUUCAGCUACAACCUCUGCGACAACCUCUCCAACAACAUCAGCAACCACCUCAGCUACCACUUCAGCCACUACUUCUGCAACUACAUCUGCAACAACGUCAGCCACUACAACAACCUCUGCAACUACGUCACCUACUACGUCUGCAACAACAUCAGCCACUACGUCUGCAACGACAUCAGCGACCACAUCAGCUACUACUUCCGCCACUACUUCAGCCACAACGUCGGCUACAACGUCCAUCACAACUACAACAACCUCUGCAACUACGUCACCUACUACGUCUGCAACUACAUCUGCCACAACGUCAGUAACCACUUCAGCAACAACAUCAGCUACCACUUCAGCUACAACCUCUGCGACAACCUCUCCAACAACAUCAGCAACCACUUCAGCUACCACUUCAGCCACUACUUCUGCAACUACAUCUGCAACAACGUCAGCCACUACAACAACCUCUGCAACUACGUCACCUACUACGUCUGCAACAACAUCAGCCACUACGUCUGCAACGACAUCAGCGACCACAUCAGCUACUACUUCCGCCACUACGUCAGCCACAACGUCGGCUACAACGUCCAUCACAACUACAACAACCUCUGCAACAACAUCAGCUACCACUUCAGCUACAACCUCUGCGACAACCUCUCCAACAACAUCAGCAACCACUUCAGCCACUACUUCUGCAACUACAUCUGCAACAACGUCAGCCACUACAACAACCUCUGCAACUACGUCACCUACUACGUCUGCAACAACAUCUGCCACAACGUCAGUAACCACUUCAGCAACAACAUCAGCUACCACUUCAGCUACAACCUCUGCGACAACCUCUCCAACAACAUCAGCAACCACUUCAGCUACCACUUCAGCCACUACUUCUGCAACUACAUCUGCAACAACGUCAGCCACUACAACAACCUCUGCAACUACGUCACCUACUACGUCUGCAACAACAUCAGCCACUACGUCUGCAACUACAUCAGCGACCACAUCAGCUACUACUUCCGCCACUACUUCAGCCACAACGUCGGCUACAACGUCCAUCACAACUACAACAACCUCUGCAACUACGUCACCUACUACGUCUGCAACAACAUCUGCCACAACGUCAGUAACCACUUCAGCAACAACAUCAGCUACCACUUCAGCUACAACCUCUGCGACAACCUCUCCAACAACAUCAGCAACCACCUCAGCUACCACUUCAGCCACUACUUCUGCAACUACAUCUGCAACAACGUCAGCCACUACAACAACCUCUGCAACUACGUCACCUACUACGUCUGCAACAACAUCAGCGACUACGUCUGCAACGACAUCAGCGACCACAUCAGCUACUCCUUCCGCCACUACUUCAGCCACAACGUCGGCUACAACGUCCAUCACAACUACAACAACCUCUGCAACUACGUCACCUACUACGUCUGCAACAACAUCAGCCACUACGUCUGCAACGACAUCAGCGACCACAUCAGCUACUACUUCCGCCACUACUUCAGCCACAACGUCGGCUACAACGUCCAUCACAACUACAACAACCUCUGCAACUACGUCACCUACUACGUCUGCAACAACAUCAGCCACUACGUCUGCAACGACAUCAGCGACCACAUCAGCUACUACUUCAGCCACAACGUCGGCUACAACGUCCAUCACAACUACAACAACCUCUGCAACUACGUCACCUACUACGUCUGCAACUACAUCUGCCACAACGUCAGUAACCACUUCAGCAACAACAUCAGCUACCACUUCAGCUACAACCUCUGCGACAACCUCUCCAACAACAUCAGCAACCACUUCAGCUACCACUUCAGCCACUACUUCUGCAACUACAUCUGCAACAACGUCAGCCACUACAACAACCUCUGCAACUACGUCACCUACUACGUCUGCAACAACAUCAGCGACUACGUCUGCAACGACAUCAGCGACCACAUCAGCUACUACUUCCGCCACUACUUCAGCCACAACGUCGGCUACAACGUCCAUCACAACUACAACAACCUCUGCAACAACAUCAGCUUCCACUUCAGCUACAACCUCUGCGACAACCUCUCCAACAACAUCAGCAACCACUUCAGCCACUACUUCUGCAACUACAUCUGCAACAACGUCAGCCACUACAACAACCUCUGCAACUACGUCACCUACUACGUCUGCAACAACAUCAGCCACUACGUCUGCAACGACAUCACCGACCACAUCAGCUACUACUUCAGCCACAACGUCGGCUACAACGUCCAUCACAACUACAACAACCUCUGCAACUACGUCACCUACUACGUCUGCAACUACAUCUGCCACAACGUCAGUAACCACUUCAGCAACAACAUCAGCUACCACUUCAGCUACAACCUCUGCGACAACCUCUCCAACAACAUCAGCAACCACUUCAGCUACCACUUCAGCCACUACUUCUGCAACUACAUCUGCAACAACGUCAGCCACUACAACAACCUCUGCAACUACGUCACCUACUACGUCUGCAACAACAUCAGCCACUACGUCUGCAACUACAUCAGCGACCACAUCAGCUACUACUUCCGCCACUACUUCAGCCACAACGUCGGCUACAACGUCCAUCACAACUACAACAACCUCUGCAACUACGUCACCUACUACGUCUGCAACAACAUCUGCCACAACGUCAGUAACCACUUCAGCAACAACAUCAGCUACCACUUCAGCUACAACCUCUGCGACAACCUCUCCAACAACAUCAGCAACCACCUCAGCUACCACUUCAGCCACUACUUCUGCAACUACAUCUGCAACAACGUCAGCCACUACAACAACCUCUGCAACUACGUCACCUACUACGUCUGCAACAACAUCAGCCACUACGUCUGCAACGACAUCAGCGACCACAUCAGCUACUACUUCAGCCACAACGUCGGCUACAACGUCCAUCACAACUACAACAACCUCUGCAACUACGUCACCUACUACGUCUGCAACUACAUCUGCCACAACGUCAGUAACCACUUCAGCAACAACAUCAGCUACCACUUCAGCUACAACCUCUGCGACAACCUCUCCAACAACAUCAGCAACCACUUCAGCUACCACUUCAGCCACUACUUCUGCAACUACAUCUGCAACAACGUCAGCCACUACAACAACCUCUGCAACUACGUCACCUACUACGUCUGCAACAACAUCAGCCACUACGUCUGCAACGACAUCAGCGACCACAUCAGCUACUACUUCAGCCACAACGUCGGCUACAACGUCCAUCACAACUACAACAACCUCUGCAACUACGUCACCUACUACGUCUGCAACUACAUCUGCCACAACGUCAGUUACCACUUCAGCAACAACAUCAGCUACUACUUCAGCUACAACCUCUGCGACAACCUCUCCAACAACAUCAGCAACCACUUCAGCUACCACUUCAGCCACUACUUCUGCAACUACAUCUGCAACAACGUCAGCCACUACAACAACCUCUGCAACUACGUCACCUACUACGUCUGCAACAACAUCAGCCACUACGUCUGCAACUACAUCAGCGACCACAUCAGCUACUACUUCCGCCACUACUUCAGCCACAACGUCGGCUACAACGUCCAUCACAACUACAACAACCUCUGCAACUACGUCACCUACUACGUCUGCAACAACAUCUGCCACAACGUCAGUAACCACUUCAGCAACAACAUCAGCUACCACUUCAGCUACAACCUCUGCGACAACCUCUCCAACAACAUCAGCAACCACCUCAGCUACCACUUCAGCCACUACUUCUGCAACUACAUCUGCAACAACGUCAGCCACUACAACAACCUCUGCAACUACGUCACCUACUACGUCUGCAACAACGUCAGCCACUACGUCUGCAACGACAUCAGCGACCACAUCAGCUACUACUUCAGCCACAACGUCGGCUACAACGUCCAUCACAACUACAACAACCUCUGCAACUACGUCACCUACUACGUCUGCAACUACAUCUGCCACAACGUCAGUAACCACUUCAGCAACAACAUCAGCUACCACUUCAGCUACAACCUCUGCGACAACCUCUCCAACAACAUCAGCAACCACUUCAGCUACCACUUCAGCCACUACUUCUGCAACUACAUCUGCAACAACGUCAGCCACUACAACAACCUCUGCAACUACGUCACCUACUACGUCUGCAACAACAUCAGCCACUACGUCUGCAACGACAUCAGCGACCACAUCAGCUACUACUUCAGCCACGACGUCGGCUACAACGUCCAUCACAACUACAACAACCUCUGCAACUACGUCACCUACUACGUCUGCAACUACAUCUGCCACAACGUCAGUAACCACUUCAGCAACAACAUCAGCUACCACUUCAGCUACAACCUCUGCGACAACCUCUCCAACAACAUCAGCAACCACUUCAGCCACUACUUCUGCAACUUCAUCUGCAACAACGUCAGCCACUACAACAACCUCUACAACUACGUCACCUACUACGUCUGCAACAACAUCAGCCACUACGUCUGCAACGACAUCAGCGACCACAUCAGCUACUACUUCCGCCACUACUUCAGCCACAACGUCGGCUACAACGUCCAUCACAACUACAACAACCUCUGCAACUACGUCACCUACUACGUCUGCAACAACAUCAGCCACUACGUCUGCAACGACAUCAGCGACCACAUCAGCUACUACUUCCGCCACUACUUCAGCCACAACGUCGGCUACAACGUCCAUCACAACUGCAACAACCUCUGCAACUACGUCACCUACUACGUCUGCAACAACAUCAGCCACUACGUCUGCAACGACAUCACCGACCACAUCAGCUACUACUUCAGCCACAACGUCGGCUACAACGUCCAUCACAACUACAACAACCUCUGCAACUACGUCACCUACUACGUCUGCAACUACAUCUGCCACAACGUCAGUAACCACUUCAGCAACAACAUCAGCUACCACUUCAGCUACAACCUCUGCGACAACCUCUCCAACAACAUCAGCAACCACUUCAGCUACCACUUCAGCCACUACUUCUGCAACUACAUCUGCAACAACGUCAGCCACUACAACAACCUCUGCAACUACGUCACCUACUACGUCUGCAACAACAUCAGCGACUACGUCUGCAACGACAUCAGCGACCACAUCAGCUACUACUUCCGCCACUACUUCAGCCACAACGUCGGCUACAACGUCCAUCACAACUACAACAACCUCUGCAACAACAUCAGCUACCACUUCAGCUACAACCUCUGCGACAACCUCUCCAACAACAUCAGCAACCACUUCAGCCACUACUUCUGCAACUACAUCUGCAACAACGUCAGCCACUACAACAACCUCUGCAACUACGUCACCUACUACGUCUGCAACAACAUCAGCGACUACGUCUGCAACGACAUCACCGACCACAUCAGCUACUUCUUCAGCCACAACGUCGGCUACAACGUCCAUCACAACUACAACAACCUCUGCAACUACGUCACCUAUUACGUCUGCAACUACAUCUGCCACAACGUCAGUAACCACGUCAGCAACAACAUCAGCUACCACUUCAGCUACAACCUCUGCGACAACCUCUCCAACAACAUCAGCAACCACUUCAGCCACUACUUCUGCCACAACGUCAGUAACCACUUCAGCAACAACAUCUGCAACAACCUCAGCUACAACCUCAAACAUUAAAUGCCGCUACAGUGAGCUGACAACCACCGCCAAGCGUAUGGUGGGUGGCUCGGACGUCACUUCGUGUACAACUCCAGGAUUCGUACAUU
Molecule: messenger RNA, 8129 nt
Organism: Haliotis rufescens (red abalone)
Lineage: Eukaryota; Metazoa; Mollusca; Gastropoda; Lepetellida; Haliotidae
Product: metacaspase-2-like
Exons: 5
Coding region: 1-8040 (2679 amino acids)
Source: RefSeq, a predicted model, not a curated record